AUGCGCAUUUCUGCACCAGUCAUCGGUAUCUUCGCCCUUGCUGCCGGCGUUGUGGCAGAGGAGAAUGGCGCUCCUGGGGUGUAUGAGAAGCCCACCCCCACCCCCCAGUCAACCUAUAUCAAGCCUAGCACCUCUGCCCAGCCGGUGUAUACUCCCCCUCCCCACCAUAGCAGCUCUAUUGUUCCCCCGAUUAGAAGCAUCACCACCUCUCCUGGAUCUCGUGCAUCCUCAACUCCAGGCGUUGUCCCUACUAGCCGUGGCAGCGGCGGCGGCAGCGGCAGCGGUGGAAGUGGAAGCGGAGGAAGCGGAGGAAGCGGAGGAAGCGAAGGAAGUGGAGGAAGUGAAGGAGGCAGUGGUGGUUCUAAACCUUCUCCCAAUGUUCCGCUUUCCAAUCCUGCUUCCACUAUCGAAGUGCCAGAGCUCACUUACUUUGGUGCCGCCCUUGGAGCUCUAGGCGCUUUUAUGGCUCUUGCCUAG
Talaromyces proteolyticus is the source of this 477-nucleotide messenger RNA. RefSeq lists its product as uncharacterized. NCBI's taxonomy places the organism in Eukaryota, Fungi, Ascomycota, Eurotiomycetes, Eurotiales, Trichocomaceae. The record is from RefSeq and is a predicted model, not a curated record. The transcript has a single exon. The coding region runs from base 1 to 477 and encodes 158 amino acids.